Merops nubicus (carmine bee-eater) is the source of this 727-nucleotide messenger RNA. It is a transcript of the gene GTF2H3, whose product is annotated as general transcription factor IIH, polypeptide 3, 34kDa. The transcript is spliced from 10 exons. Gene Ontology annotation, cellular component: transcription factor TFIIH holo complex; transcription factor TFIIH core complex. Gene Ontology annotation, biological process: regulation of DNA-templated transcription; nucleotide-excision repair. The annotation marks the transcript as partial. Lineage: Eukaryota; Metazoa; Chordata; Aves; Coraciiformes; Meropidae. The record is from RefSeq and is a predicted model, not a curated record.
CCGUUUCUUGUACCCUGGGAAGAGAUGGGCUUUUGCAGAUCUCCUUGGAGAUGGUGGUAGUUCCAUGGAAUCUAAUUGCUCUGGCAGCAAGGAUGGAAAAUAUGAAUUGUUAACAGCAAUAAACGAUGCAAUUGCAGAAGAAAUUAAAGACCUCAUGACAAAAACUGAGAUGAGGGGUGAACAGACAGAAACUCUGUUAGCAGGAUCACUUGCUAAAGCACUUUGUUAUAUCAAUAAGAUGAGCAAACAGGUAAAAGCCAAUCAAGAAAUGAAAUCAAGGAUUUUGGUCAUAAAAGCAGCAGAAGACAGUGCAUUGCAAUAUAUGAAUUUCAUGAAUGUGAUCUUUGCAGCACAGAAACAGAGUGUUUUGAUUGAUGCCUGUAUCUUGGACUCUGAUUCGGGUCUUCUACAACAGGCUUGUGACAUUACAGGUGGCAUAUAUUUGAAAGUGCCCCACAUGCCAUCCCUCCUGCAGUAUUUGUUGUGGGUAUUUCUGCCUGAUCAGGAGCAAAGAUCACAGCUUGUCCUUCCACCUCCUAUACAUGUUGACUACAGAGCUGCGUGCUUCUGUCAUCGAAACCUCAUUGAAAUUGGUUAUGUGUGCUCUGUGUGCUUGUCAAUAUUCUGCAACUUCAGUCCUAUUUGUAGUACAUGCGAGACUGCUUUCAAAAUAUCAUUGCCACCUGUCAUGAAAGCUAAGAAGAAGAAAUUAAAGUUAGCUGUGUGA